Penicillium verhagenii is the source of this 2325-nucleotide messenger RNA. Its product is annotated as putative microtubule associated protein (Ase1). Gene Ontology annotation, molecular function: microtubule binding. Bases 1 to 2325 code for a protein of 774 amino acids. The record is from RefSeq and is a predicted model, not a curated record. Gene Ontology annotation, cellular component: cytoplasm; mitotic spindle midzone; spindle. The transcript is spliced from 4 exons. NCBI's taxonomy places the organism in Eukaryota, Fungi, Ascomycota, Eurotiomycetes, Eurotiales, Aspergillaceae. Gene Ontology annotation, biological process: mitotic spindle midzone assembly; microtubule cytoskeleton organization.
AUGGCUGUCGACACAAGCUACCUGACCACUCAGGUCAACACUAUCGUGGAACAGCUGCAUGGGAUUUUUGAUGACAUCGGUGUCCCUUCUCAUGAGCGCGAGACUCGCGAAGCAGAAUUAUUCAAUGCACUGUCGGAAAGUUUAAACAACCAUCUUAAGCUUGUCGAUGAGGAAAAGGAGCAAAUGACACAAGAGGCCCAGCGCCUAAUUACGACAAUUCAACAAAUAGAAGUUUCUCUUGGUGAUGAGAAAGCCAAUGGACGGUAUGAGCUGAAUCGCGACGACGUUCGCAUCACGUACCCGCUCAACCGGUGUAUCGCAUUCCUGCGCGAGAAGUGCGAAGGCUUGACCAAGCUGCAUCGCGAGCGUUUUGAGCAGGUCAAGAAACUUGUCGAAGCGCUUGAGUCCUAUUCUUCUCACCUAGAGGCCUCAUUCCUUAUCGUUGAACUUCCUCCCACUGCGCCAGGCUCGACCAUCCCCCCGACCUUCGACCUUUCGCCCGAUUAUGUUACAUCCCUGGACUCCGAAUUUAGUCGCGUCUACGAAGAAUAUCACCGCCGCAUCUCUUUUGUCCAGAACACUUGUGAGGAGAUCAUCAAGAUGUGGGCCGAACUUGGAACUCCCCAAGUCCAGACCGACGCCAAUAUCGUUAAAUACUACCGCGAAUCUCCCGAGCAGCUUGGUCUACACGAAGGUGACCUUGCCAGCCUAAAGGCUAGGCGCGAUAAGCUGAUGGAGGAGAAAAAGAACCGCGAGCGCAAGAUUAAGGAGCUUCGAACCGCGGUUGAAGGACUGUGGGAGCGCUUUGGGGUUGAGGAGUCAGACCGCAAGGCUUUCUUGGCCGCCAAUCGUGGCUGUGGCAUGCGAACUAUUAACGAAUAUGAAGAGGAACUGCACCGCCUCAACGAGCUCAAGAGACAGAACAUGCAUCUAUUUGUCGAGGAUGCACGAGUUCGCUUGCAGGAGCUGUGGGAUAGCCUCUUUUUCUCAGAAGAGGAGAUGCUCGACUUUACCCCGGCUUUCUCCGAUGUGUUCAGUGAUGCUCUGCUGGAGGCUCACGAGGGCGAGAUCCAGCGCCUGGAGCACCUCAAAGAGCAACGUGCCCCUACCUUGGAAAUGAUUGAAAGACACCGCGGCCUGCUGGCAGACCGUGAGGCUUUGUCGUCAUCCAGCCAGGAUGCUUCUCGUUUGAUGGCCCGCGGAACCACGGGCCAGAAGCGCGACCCCGGCAAGCUUCUGAGAGAGGAGAAGAUGCGAAAGCGCAUUACAAAGGAUUUGCCUAAGCUCGAGGCGGACCUUCGCAAAGAGCUUGAGCAUUGGGAGGACGAGUUUGGCCGGCCUUUCCUGGUUCACGGCGAACGUUACCUUGAUAACUUAACUCGUACUGUCACAAGGGCCCCGCCUCGUUCGAAGACACCAUCCGCUCCUCCUUCCACCAUCAAAACCAAUGCUAGUGCAGUCCGCCAGCAGCAGCAACCACCGCGACCUGGAAGCUCCAUGCGUGGUCCUCCUCCCCCUCGCUCCGCUACCAAGACUCCCAAUGGAAGUCGUCCUGUGGCUGUGAAGCACAACACAAUCGGGUACUCUGGAUCUAGGUCUGGAGCUACCUCUCCUUCCAAGCUUCCAGCACGAGCUCCCUUGAGCAACAUGCCUCAUGGAAACAACUCCCCUGAACGUCGUACUGGUCCUGGCACCUACUCAUCUAGCACCCUCAACAGCAAGAUGCUUCCUCCCCGCAACGCGCCUCCCCGCAUGCGUGCAUUGACCGUCGAGUCAAAGGAGCGUCACAGCCAUAUUUUGGAGCCACCACGCUGCAACAGUGCCAUGUCCAAUGCCUUUGUCCGACCAAUUAGCCCAGAGGACGUCUACGAUGAUCGCCAGCGAUCUUUCAUGAGCGCAUCUGCCAUGUCCAAUCAUCGCUCAACCGGAUUCUCACACUCUUCACAGUCCUCUUUGUCAUCAGUGUCAUUGAGUUCUUCUCAACAAGGAUACCCGCGUAUGAACCCGUAUCUGUCACAGGCCCCACCUCCCCCGGCUCUUCGUCAAGCCUCCAACUCAUCCACCGUCAAUACCGCGACCUCCGGUUCUGAAAACUGGGAGACCUUUGACGAUGGAUCCGAGUCUGAUGUUGAUUCCAGCGACAUCUACUACUCCAAGCUGCGCGGUGGGCCCGGCAAGCGUUUUGCCCCAGAUGACGACAUGGAUCUAAUGGGCAAGAAGAGCAAGGGUAUCAGAAGUGUGAGCCCGGAUGGGCCCCACCCAGGCCAGGUUCUCCGUGUCGCGGGCAGUGACUCCGAGUGGGCCGACGACUUUGAAACCUACUAA